AUGGGUCAAUACAGUAUCACUCCAGCACAACUCAAACUCGCUCGGAACUAUCUAGCCGAAUGGGAAUAUGAAUUCGAGCAGAUACACUACCAACAUCACAUUGAUCGGAUUCACUUCAUAUACCCAUGCAUCCACCUAUCAAACCACCUGGCCUCUGAGGCCGUAUGUGUUGGGUUGCCCAUUUGCUCUUCCCAGUGGACGAUGGAGCACACUAUUGGCAACCUUGGCCAGGAGAUACAGCAGCCGUCCGACCCAUUCUCUAACCUUGCACAGCAAGGCAUUCAUCGGUGCCAGAUCAACGCUCUCAUGGCAAUGCUUCCUAACCUAGAUCCCACAAGUGAAGAUGCCAACCCAUGUGCAUCUGAAGACUUGGGUAAUGGCUAUCUCCUCUUGCCGAAACAUGAUAAACAUGCAAUCGUGGUGCAUGGCCACGAAGCACAGAAUUGCACAUGGCUUGUAAUGUUAUGGCUAUCAUUGGAGGAGAGGACCGCAUUGCAGAGGUUUGAUACUUUGCAAGUGGCCAUUGAGGAUGACAGUGGUGAUGACCUGUAUGGAGACUCUGCCCCUCCGCAGUAUCACUUCGUGAACGUCACUCUGGUCACAUUAUACUCCCAGCCACACCCACGUUUACUCGAGGAAUCAUACGGAGUUGUUGUGUCAAGCACAAACCUAGGUGAUAUCAAUCUGCUAGGCACCAUGGAGGAUAGGUAUUUUUUGGUCGAGAAAAUGGGGUUGGAGCUUGCGCAUGUUGGGACUGAGAAUGAUGAUGAUGAGGAUGCAUAA
This is a messenger RNA of Pisolithus orientalis, 783 nucleotides long. RefSeq lists its product as uncharacterized. NCBI's taxonomy places the organism in Eukaryota, Fungi, Basidiomycota, Agaricomycetes, Boletales, Pisolithaceae. The transcript has 4 exons. The record is from RefSeq and is a predicted model, not a curated record. The coding region runs from base 1 to 783 and encodes 260 amino acids.